This is a messenger RNA of Brassica napus (rape), 895 nucleotides long. Its product is annotated as nudix hydrolase 1. The record is from RefSeq and is a predicted model, not a curated record. NCBI's taxonomy places the organism in Eukaryota, Viridiplantae, Streptophyta, Magnoliopsida, Brassicales, Brassicaceae. Gene Ontology annotation, cellular component: cytosol. The transcript is spliced from 2 exons. Gene Ontology annotation, molecular function: 8-oxo-7,8-dihydrodeoxyguanosine triphosphate pyrophosphatase activity. Bases 16 to 531 code for a protein of 171 amino acids. Gene Ontology annotation, biological process: dGTP catabolic process.
CCUCGUUUCAGCUGAAUGUUUCAGUCAAUAAAAAACAAAACGCCAUUAUUAAAAAGCAAAUCGCGACAAGAAGCGUUUCCACUAAGACCGAAGAAAAUGGAGACAGUAGGAGAAGCGACGCCGAGAGUCGCCGUGGUAGUUUUCGUCGUCAAAGGAAACUCGGUGUUGUUAGGGAAGCGCCGCUCAUCAAUUGGCGACUCCACCUUCGCUCUCCCCGGCGGUCACCUCGAAUUCGGAGAGAGCUUCGAAGGAUGCGCAGCGAGGGAAGUGAUGGAAGAAACGGGACUAGAGAUAGAGAAGAUGAAGCUCUUGACUGUCACAAACAACGUCUUCAAGGAAGCUCCGAAGCCAUCUCACUACGUCACUGUGUUCAUGCGUGCGACGCUUGUGGAUCCGAAUCAGGACCCGGAGAAUAUGGAGCCCGAGAAGUGUGAAGGUUGGGACUGGUACGACUGGUUGAAUCUCCCGACGCCUUUGUUUUGGCCGCUUGAGAAAAUGGUCAACAGCGGUUUCAAUCCUUUUUCUGAUUAAAUGCUGCUAGAUGUGCAUUUAGUCUAGUGGUAUGAUUAGUUGAACAAAAAAAAAAAAAAAGUCUAGUGGUAUGAUUCUAGCUUAGGGUGCGAGAGGUCCCCAGUUCACUUCUCUGAAUGCCCCUCUCUUUUUUCUCUUUUUAGGACUUAUUUCUAAUCAUCCAGAGGAGAUUAAAGACUGUAUUGAAUAACAUGUUUUUUUUUUUCUGUGCAAUGGAUUUUAUUUAACUUUUUUUUUGUGUAAUGGAUUUUAUUUAACCAUGUUUUGAUUCCGCUACUAAAGAUUGUAUUGCAAAACAUGUGUGUUUAUUUAACUAUGCUUGAUUCAACUACUAAAGAUUGUAUUGCACAACAUGUUUGUUCUA